Molecule: messenger RNA, 447 nt
Organism: Penicillium argentinense
Lineage: Eukaryota; Fungi; Ascomycota; Eurotiomycetes; Eurotiales; Aspergillaceae
Exons: 1
Coding region: 1-447 (148 amino acids)
Source: RefSeq, a predicted model, not a curated record
AUGCACCCGGGUUCGCAUUCCGGAAGGAGCAACCUGCUUACCAACCCGGAGCGACCUCGGGAGAAUCAGGAAGAUCGCAACGAGCGCGGAUCCCACGAUCUGAUUUGGCCAUUUCCCAAGGGCAAUCCAAGGGUCGCCGCUCGGCUUACAAAUGCAAGCCACGCGCCAAUGCGAGGGCCACGGGGCUCCGAGCUGGGCUGGGAGGAAGCCGCGCUUGUCGCUGGAAUUCAAUCCGAUCGCCUUUGCCUGCAGCACCCAAUUCUGGGUCGGAAUGAGGGUGGUGGUGGACGUGAGGGGAAAGGGCCUUUGUGCAUAGUGCUUCAGUGCGACCGGCUGUCUUUAAUCCUCAUUUGGAAGGGUGGUCCGGGUGUGGAUUCCGUUUGGAGUGUGGGUGUGAGGGUGGAUUGGAGUGGGUUUGGCCCCAGUGCUCCGAUCUUCGGCCGUUAA